AAAUAAGAUUAUGUAAGAUCAUCGUCUUUAUUUAGACRAUCUUUUUCGAGUUUUAUGGUCGUUUUGCGUGAAAAUUCCUAGGUUUACUUACUGCAUCUCAUCCUGUUGGUCAAGUAGUCAAUCUAGUCUAUAGGAACCGUUUUCUGCAUAGGUAUGAUCUGUCUUGCUGCAAGAUCUUUUCGUUCUUUCACUACACCGCUGUCAGCUGUUUUGUCAAGACAUGUUAGUUAUGUGCAAGGACAGUCUCCGGCACCUAAAAUAAGGGAAUAUUUUUAUUACAUUGACCAUCAAGGACAGCUUUUUCUAGAUGACACAAAAGUGAAAAACUUCAUCACUUGUUUCAAAGAUAAGCAAUUUUUAAAAUUCUUCUUCAAGAGAAUUAAGCACAACACUAGUUCAAGAUAUGAAGAAUUCCCGUAUAUAUCACCAUGCGGUAUUGAGAAAAAUUAUAUCCGCUGUGACGACGUCCCAUUUGUAUUCUCUACGCUUAUAGAAGGAAAUGAUGAUUCACCUGAAGGUUUGCUGACUUGCAAUGGAAUGGCYGACGUCUUCACAUUCCCAUUUCAGCCGGAAAAAAUUUGCAUGUUGCCAGAAAGUGGACGAAUCUAUCACCCUGGACCAAACAAAACAGGGGGUGUUGGAUUGAUAAAGUCUAGUUUAGCAAUUGARCUGAGCCCAAACUUUGAAUACCAGCAUGGAAACCAAGAGACUGAUCCACCAACACAUUUUCACUGGAUGUCAAAAAGAUAUGAAUUGGACAACUCGUUAUGGGAUGUUAUUAGAAGUGACGAAGUGCAGAGAUUGAAGGAMGGAUUAUGUAAAACAUCACAAUAAACUCUUACAGAA
Exaiptasia diaphana is the source of this 846-nucleotide messenger RNA. RefSeq names its product UPF0598 protein CG30010. NCBI's taxonomy places the organism in Eukaryota, Metazoa, Cnidaria, Anthozoa, Actiniaria, Aiptasiidae. The record is from RefSeq and is a predicted model, not a curated record. Bases 154 to 834 code for a protein of 226 amino acids. The transcript has 3 exons.